Hyalella azteca is the source of this 402-nucleotide messenger RNA. RefSeq names its product pupal cuticle protein-like. The transcript has a single exon. The record is from RefSeq and is a predicted model, not a curated record. Bases 1 to 402 code for a protein of 133 amino acids. Lineage: Eukaryota; Metazoa; Arthropoda; Malacostraca; Amphipoda; Hyalellidae.
AUGUGGGUCUGCGCACCAACAGUUCAGCACACCAACAGUUCAGCACACCAACAGUUCAGCACACCAACAGCUCAGCACAUCAACAGUUCAUCGCACCAACAGUCCAGCACACCAACAGUUCAGCACACCAACAGUUCAGCGCACCAACAGUUCAGCGCACCAACAGUUCAGCGCACCAACAGUUCAGCGCACCAACAGUUCAGCACACCAACAGUUCAGCACACCAACAGUUCAGCGCACCAACAGUUCAGCACACCAACAGUUCAGCACACCAACAGUUCAGCGCACCAACAGUUCAGUGCACCAACAGUUCAGCACACCAACAGUUCAGCGCACCAACAGUUCAGUGCACCAACAGUUCAGCGCACCAACAGUUCAGCGCCAGGGCACUGCCUUAUUUAA